AUGUCAGAUGGACCGAGUCAGAAUUCAACAAAAGUGAGAAAGAAAAAGACCAAGAAAAAGGUGAAGGUGCCUGAGGUCAAGGAGACAGAACGUGAAGAGAAGCCUACAGACCAUGGACCACCAGAACCAGAAGAGGAGUCUGACGAUGAUGCAGACAGUGACAGGGAUAGAAAGACAGAUGAGCAGCAGACUGAAGAAUCCAAAUCAGAUUUGGAGGAUGAAGAGAAUGACCUGGACUCAGCAGAUGAAGAGGCUGCACCGGAUCCACAGACAGACAACAUGGAGGAACGUUUGCUGUCAAAUGACACAGAUGAUGAGGACGAGGAUGUCCAAGACUCAAGUGUGGAUAAGGAAGCUGUACAGGAGCCACAGACAGACAACAUGGAGGAGAAAUUGCUGUUGAGUGACACUGAUGAUGAGGAUGAUCAUGAUGCGGAAGAGAGGAAAUCAAAUGUGGAAGAGGAGAAGCAAGCUGUAGAGGAUUGUGAGGCAGAAGAGGAAGAGAACAACAAGGAUGAGACUUCAGAUGAUGAUGAUGAUGAUGAUGAUGAUGAUGAUGAUGAUAUGGAACACAAAUACACAAACCUGGAGGAAAAUGAUGAUGAAGCAAGUGCAGGAACGGCGGAUGACAUAGAAGGUGGAAAGGAAGAGGACUCGAAAUCAGAGGAGGAAGAUGGAGAAGAGGAAGAUGGAGAGGAGGAGGAGGAAGGGGAGGAGGAGGAAGAAGUCGAGUAUAAGACACAACAGAAGGGAAGUUGUGAUGAAGAAUCACAAGAUGAAAAGAGUGAUGAAGAGGAGCAGGAUAAAACCACCAAAAAGUCAAGGCCCAAGACAAAGAAGAAAAAGAAAACAAAGAAGCCACCAAAGAAUUCCGGAAACAAGAAGUAAAGAUGACAAUCUACAGACAGCAAAAACUAUCAGGUAGCCUAUUCAAAUUAAGUUACCUGCAGAAAUACAAGCAUCAGAAAGGGAUGUGGUGGAUCAUUCAUUUAACUUAAGUUGAAGUUUCAUUUUAGUUACACGUUUUAAGAAAUUAUACUUUGAUUUUGGACUUUAAUUAAAACACUCACUGUCUCA
This is a messenger RNA of Engraulis encrasicolus (European anchovy), 1077 nucleotides long. Its product is annotated as glutamic acid-rich protein-like. The coding region runs from base 1 to 888 and encodes 295 amino acids. NCBI's taxonomy places the organism in Eukaryota, Metazoa, Chordata, Actinopteri, Clupeiformes, Engraulidae. The transcript is spliced from 3 exons. The record is from RefSeq and is a predicted model, not a curated record.